CUUGACCUCGUCAAAAAUUAUUGGUUAUUCUAAAAUGUCAUACGAACAUCUAACUUAAGCAAGACAGUGUUUUGAUGGGGUGUGUACUUUAUUAGAAUAAAAUAAACUGUGCUUCGACGUACGUAUUUUGUGUACAGUAUGAUGGGUAGCCUGUGAUGAGGCUGCGGACAUCGUGAUAUCUGGUUUGUGAUGUGAUGUGAUGGUGUUGUGUUCGUGAUCAUCAUGCCGCUAGCGUUGUGGCGAUUCAUCGCUUCCACUGCGAUCCUUGGUGCAACAGUCGCGAUGGCAGCUAAGAAUGUGCCGAUGACACAAGUGGUGGCAGUGGCUGGUGAACCGGUGUAUUUGCCGUGUGACAUCGCUACACAGGAUGAAGAAGACGCAGUGCUGUUGGUGCUAUGGUAUCGAGAGGAUCUUGGCACGCCUAUAUACAGCGUGGAUGCUAGAGAAAAAGAUUUUGGUGUAGCGGAAAGAUGGUCCGACGAAAGUGUUUUUGCGUCAAGAGCCUACUUCCUGCCAGAAAGAAGACCGGCCGAGCUAGGUGUGGAUAAAGUUCGAGCAUCCGAUCAAGGAAUAUAUAGAUGUAGAGUUGAUUUUAAACAGGCACAAACAAGAAAUUCAAGAGUUAAUUUAACUGUUAUCGUACCACCAAACAAAAUGAUAAUAACGGACGACAAAGGCGAUGUGAAAGAGGCCAUCGUCGGACCCUACGUCGAGGGAGACACUUUUACGCUUAAAUGCGAUGUCUCUGGAGGUCGUCCACGACCCUGGGUGAAAUGGUUUAGGAAUGAAGUGGAGACCGACACUCCAGCAACUACACUACAGGGUAACGGCGUCAGGGGUGUGCUGAGAGUGGGCCCUUUGACCCGGGCCGACGUCAGGGCGACGCUUACAUGUCGUGCCUCGAAUCAUUUGAGAGCACAUCCUAUUGAAACUACACUCACAUUAGACAUGAACUUUCCCCCCUUGAACGUACACAUUCUUGGCUCGAAUCAACCUCUAUCAGCGAGCAGGAGAUAUGAUCUUCUUUGUCAGAGUUCCGGGUCACGUCCGCCCGCUUCAAUCACCUGGUGGAAGAAUGGACACAGGAUAAACAACGCUAAAGAAACGCUAUCGACUGACGGCAACACCACCACGUCAACAGUGUCAAUACAAUUGACCAAAUCCGAUGCCGGCGCCAAACUGGCGUGUCGAGCCUCAAAUCCUCAAAUGGCAUCAUUACCAGCUCUCGAAGACGACUGGGUUUUAGACAUUCAAUAUGUGCCCGAAACGGUUGUCCGGCUCGGCACUAAUUUAGACCCGACCAAUAUUAGGGAAGGGACCGACGUCUACUUCGAUUGCAUCAUCAAAGCACAUCCCUACGUGUACAAAGUCGAGUGGAGACAUAAUAGUAAAACUCUCCACCACAACGUGGGUCAAGGUAUCAUCAUUAGCAACCAGUCGCUAGUCCUUCAAGGUGUUGGGAGACGGACAGCUGGCAAUUACACCUGCGUCGGAUUCAACGCUGAAGGUGACGGCGAAAGCAAGCCGUUUUCCUUGGAUGUUUUAUAUGCACCCACAUGUCGCAGUUCUCAACAAAGGGUCCACGGUGUGGCGAAACAGGAACGCGCGCACAUCACGUGCCAUGUAGACGCUAACCCCCCUCAAGUUAGCUUCCGUUGGACUUUCAACAAUACAGCGAACAGUAACGAAGUUAGUGAUACUUACGUGUCAAGAUCAGGAACGAGUUCGACGGUGACUUACACUCCUCAUACAGAGAUGGACUACGGGACGCUUCUUUGCUGGGCCCACAACCGCAUUGGAAAACAAAGGGUUCCCUGCGUUUAUCAUAUCAUUGCUGCGGGUCGCCCAGAUCAGGUACACAACUGUACAGUUGUUAAUGCUUCACUAACCUCAUUCGGAGUUCGAUGCUCGGAAGGUUUCAAUGGUGGUAUGCCCCAGUCGUUCCUGUUGGAAGUGAGAGAAAUUGUUACACAAGAAAUAGUUGCCAACGUUUCGAGCGCAGUCCCAAGGUUCACAGCCGUAGGUCUGGUGCCGGGCCGUACCUAUGCUGCGGCUGUGCUUGCAUACAAUGCAAAAGGCCGUGGGGACCCAUACCCUUUGAGAGCCAGUACCCUUCGUCCACCUGAGAAACACCAUGUACAUGAUAAGAGUUUGGAUUUACCACGAACGGCCUUUCAAAUGUCUGGAGCUAUGUCAGCGGCGGUGGGUGGUGGUGGCGUCCUUAUGGUGGUUCUGGUAUUAUUUAUGGUGGUGGUGCGUCAGAGGUGUGCCAAGAGGAAACCUCGUUCAGCUCCACCACCGUCACAGCCAGCGUCACCUGACAAACUGCGUGAAAAGGAUGACAGCGAAAGUGACGAUAGAAACCCGGACAUUAUACCUUCUGACACAGAUCACAGUUUACAGGUAGAAUACUUUCGUCAGCAGCAAGUGUCCACCAUCUCUCCGCCGUCCCGGGCGCGUGGUUCCAUAGCCGGCGUACGAGCCCUGCCUGGGUACUGCGCCCUCAGAACCGUAAGGGACACACCUAACCCUACACCGGGUAUACCGCCGCCCGCGGGUUUUGCGAGCGGGUCGUGCACGUUGCCGCGUAACGCGGGCUCCGACCGUUGUAUACCCAUGCAGCACUUGCGCACCCUGCCGCGUGCGCACCCUCAUCCGCACCCACAGACACACCCGCACCCUCACCCACAGUCGCACCCACCGCGCGACACACCGCUCUGACAGACAACGCAGCUAUAAAACUUGUAAAUAUUGAGGUGAGCGGUUUCAGAACUGAGUGAUCGUAAAGAUAUGAGUGUUUUUAUUUUAUUGUAAUUAAUUUUAUCACUGAGUUGUCCCAACAGUGAUUAAAUCGAAAUUUAAUUUAUUUUUCGAUAAACAUAAGAUACUGAUGCGUUACGUUCUUUUUUUGUUAUAAAAUAUAAAUUGGUGCGUUAAUACAUUGGUGUUGAGUGUUUACGUCAUGUGGGAAAACACCGAGACUGUUCUUUUCUAAUUGUAAUCGGAAUAGUUAGGACGAACGAAAUAUGGGACUUUGUUAAUGUUUGUUUGUAAAAUGAUUGUAAAUAUCAACAAUAAUUAAUAUUUCAUUAGUAUUUAGACUAUGAAAACAAUUGUUUUAAUGAAAUGCUAAUCAUAUAGAUAAAUUAAUACAUUUGGCAAAUUAACAUUUGAGUGAUAUAAAAUUAUCACGGUUAAUAUUAAAAUAAUUUUAAUUUUCGUUUGCUCAAGCACUUACAAUUUAAUGUUAUUGUUUUUGAAAUGCCUUGAUUAAGUCACAGUGAUUUUGUUUACGAUUUCACUGUAUAAACAUACCUGUUAAACAUAACAUGGAAACCUGUUAAAAAAAUAUUUUAAUUUAAAUAAUCAAACAAGUAAGCUUUAUUUUAAAAAUUAAUUUACAACGGUUGUGAAUUGUAAAGUCGUUUAAAAUAAAAAUUGUUUUUAAUGUUUUGUAUUAUUAAAAUUUUAAUAAUAUAUUGUAGUUUACUAUGUCGGGACGUCAAUUGAAAUGGAAUAAAAUUGCGUUUCAAUUCAAACAUUUUGUACAGUCGAGGGAAAUAUAAUCAUUAUCACGGAAAUGUGAUAUGUUAAAAAAAUAUGAUGUACAAUGUGGACGCCUCUAUUAUUAUCAUUUAUUUUACAAAGUAAAACGACAGUAUAUGAAAAUUUUUAGCGCAAAUUCUAAUAUUUAGUCAACGAAGUAAUAAUUGAGGCAUUCACAAAGUUACUUUAUAAAUUUGUCCGUUAUGGAAGACUUUGUAUAAAGGAGGCUAUAAUGUAAACUUUUGUAAUAUUUAUAGUUAUCUUUGAAUAAUUCAUAACGGUUAUUAAAUAAUGUAUAUAAAUUUUAUUCGUCGAGAAAUUGUUUUAUUAUUAUUAUUAUUUUUGUAUUUUUAAUGUUUAUUUUUUUUUAUUUGCAAAAUGAUCGUUACAUAUAAUAUGAUGUGUUAGCCAGAGUUUCGUUACGGAUCAUGUUAUUAGAAAAAAAUUUAGUAAUAAAUUUGUUAUAAAUAUAUUUGAAAUGUAAAUACAGCGAAGUCUUUCUAACUGUCGAAAUGUCGAUUUUCAAUUAAAUAUUGAGGAACGAAAUAAAUGAAAAUGUUCUAAAAGUUA
Danaus plexippus (monarch butterfly) is the source of this 4116-nucleotide messenger RNA. It is a transcript of the gene side-VII, whose product is annotated as protein turtle. The record is from RefSeq and is a predicted model, not a curated record. Bases 223 to 2721 code for a protein of 832 amino acids. Lineage: Eukaryota; Metazoa; Arthropoda; Insecta; Lepidoptera; Nymphalidae. Gene Ontology annotation, molecular function: protein binding. The transcript has 16 exons.